Messenger RNA from Phalaenopsis equestris, 1525 nucleotides. Its product is annotated as methylthioribose-1-phosphate isomerase. Gene Ontology annotation, molecular function: S-methyl-5-thioribose-1-phosphate isomerase activity. The transcript is spliced from 9 exons. NCBI's taxonomy places the organism in Eukaryota, Viridiplantae, Streptophyta, Magnoliopsida, Asparagales, Orchidaceae. Bases 155 to 1273 code for a protein of 372 amino acids. The record is from RefSeq and is a predicted model, not a curated record.
AACACAUUCCUUCCUCAACAUAUUCACAUUCCGCGUACCGAUUCCCUGCUCGCCUUUCCUCAGUCGACCCCAGCUUUUAAGCUGUCUCUGCAUCCAACACUUUCCCGACCAAAAACUGUUCUGAACUUGGGCGAGGCUUUUAAACUUUAAAAUAAUGGCGGAUCAGUUCAGCCCGCUGCAGUCCAUCUGCUACGAACGCGGUUUACUUCGCCUUCUCGAUCAGAGAAAACUUCCUCUGGAAACGGUUUAUUUGGACAUCCUGAAUGCCGCUGAUGGAUGGAAUGCGAUCAGAGACAUGGUAGUUCGUGGUGCUCCUGCAAUUGCAAUAUCAGCAGCUUUAUCUCUAGCUGUUGAAAUUUUUAAUCUUGACUUCAGUGGGACUUCGUUGGAAGCGGCAUCUUUCCUUGUCAAGAAAUUAGAUUACCUUGUUUCCAGCCGGCCGACUGCUGUAAAUCUCUCUGAUGCAGCUACAAAACUUCAAAAUCUUGUGUUAAAAACUGUUGAGACUACUGAUGAGGCUAAAUUAGUUUUUCAGACAUAUAUUACGGCCGCAGAACGUAUGCUCAUUGAUGAUGUCAAUACUAACAAAGCCAUCGGUUUUCAUGGAGCGAAUGAUAUACAAUCAAAUCUGAAAGGUUCCAAAACAGUAUCUAUUUUAACACAUUGCAACACGGGCAGCCUCGCCACUGCCGGGUAUGGAACAGCACUUGGGGUAAUCCGCGCUCUUCAUGCUAAUGGAUUUUUAGAGACUGCAUUCUGCACUGAGACACGUCCUUUUAACCAGGGAUCUAGGCUAACAGCAUUUGAACUAGUUCAUGAUAAGAUCCACGCAACAUUGAUAGCAGAUUCUGCGGCUGCUUCAUUGAUGAAAGUAAGGACAAUCGGCGCUGUCGUAGUUGGGGCUGAUCGCAUUGCUGCAAACGGUGAUACUGCAAACAAGAUUGGAACGUACAAUUUGGCUAUUUGCGCAUUACACCAUGCGGUUCCUUUUUAUGUUGCAGCUCCAGUAACUUCCAUAGAUCUCUCGCUUCGAUCUGGAGACCAAAUUGUUAUAGAGGAGAGAUCGCCGAAGGAGUUGCUGUGUUCCGAUGGAGGACUUGGGAAGCAAGUGGCGGCCUCAGGGAUCGGUGUUUGGAAUCCUGCAUUCGAUGUUACCCCGGCUUACUUGAUUACUGCUAUAAUAACUGAAAAGGGCGUUAUCAGAAAGGCUUUGGCUGAUGAUUUUGAUAUCAAAGGUUUUUUGCAAAACGCAGCAAGUGGGAAUGAAGGGUAGAGCUCCACUAUUAUGUAGCUUUUUAUUGUGUCUGCUUCUUAGGUUUUGUGCAACUCUCAGCAUAAAUGAAGUUAAGUAUGAUGAUAUUAUGGCUUGCAUGAUGUUUUCCAUAUUUAUGCUGUAAUGCUUUACCAGGUGUCUCCUUGUGAAGUUUGUAUUGUAAACCAAUUUUAUUGCAGUAAAAUUCAAAUAUUUAGUACAAAGUGCUUAUUGAAGUAAUGAACAAAUAAGACCCUGCAAAAGUUAAUUGAU